Plasmodium malariae is the source of this 2421-nucleotide messenger RNA. RefSeq names its product conserved Plasmodium protein, unknown function. Lineage: Eukaryota; Apicomplexa; Aconoidasida; Haemosporida; Plasmodiidae. The record is from RefSeq and is a predicted model, not a curated record. The transcript has a single exon. Bases 1 to 2421 code for a protein of 806 amino acids.
AUGAUAAAAGGCGUAGGAAGAAUUAUAUAUCUUUAUGGAAAAAAAAAUAAAAAAUGUAACAACAGAUUUUUCGUAGAUUUAAAAAAAAUAAAUUUCUGCAGUAACACAGAAGGGAAUUCUAUUCACCAUGGCAGUAGUAAUUCCUCUUCUGCCCCCAAAAAAAUUAGCCCUUUAUUUCACCUUUUUCACACGAACAUAAAGCCAUACUCAACGAGGGCUAUCAACGGCUUAGUAAAAGAAACGAAAAAAUCAAACAUCAAUUUUGAGCACAUUAUAAGAAUUUUAAAGUCCUUAAAGAGGGAAUAUGAAAACUAUGAUGAAAAGAAAAACUUAGAAGGAAAAGUAAAUUUUCUUUUGCCUCACAUAUUUGAAGAGUCCGAACGGAACUAUAUCCACUUUGCUUGUAUCCUACAUAAUUUUCAUAAAUUAAGAAAAAAAAUUUCGAACAAGUAUAAAAUAAAAGUAUACAACAGAUUUAAUAAUAUAUUUCUUAACAAUAUUAAUCUGUUUACCCUAAAGGAGUUAACGAUUAUAUUAAAAUGCUUGUCGGAAGAGAAACUUAUAAACAGUGAAAAAAUUGUUCAUUUCUGCAUAUUUAAAUUUAUAUAUUUCUUAACUUUAGACAUUUUACAUAAAAAAAAAAAAAAAAAUGACGUACUUUUAUACAACUUUCUUUUUCUCCUAAGUUAUAAUUAUAAAGAAUGUGUAAAAGAUUUUUUUAUCUUAAGCAUAGAUACUAUAAAUACGAAUGUUGAUAUGCAUUACUUUUACGAUUUGAUAUGUAACUUAAGUGAUGAAGACAAAAAAGGUCAAAUGUUGUAUUUCAAAAAUAAAUUUUCCAAAUAUGAAUAUAACUCCUUUAAUUUGCAUGAUUUGUCGACAUUCAUGUUUUUCUUAAAAAGUUAUCCCCUAAAUAUAAGAAGUUUGUCUAUGUAUACAUUUUUAUUACAUCUGUAUUUAUCCCUUAACUUUUUGGAAAGUAUUAUCACCACCUCUUUUCAUGAGCACCUAGAAAACAACUUUCUGCGGUUCGAAAAAAAGAAAAAAUUUGAAUUUUUGGAAAAAAAGGCUCCGCGUGAAUUAAGGAGCGAGGGAAUAGUGAAAGUGGAACAGAACAAAGAUGUACAAAAAGAAGCGGAUACAGAUGCAGAGGUAGACGUAGAAACAGAAGCAGAGGAAAAGGUAGACGUAGAAACAGAAGCAGAUGAAGAGGCAAAGGUAGAACAAGGGAGCCGCUGCAAUGGCGGGGAAAAUAAAGUGGGGCACUUCAAAAUGGACAGUGCGUCGGCAGCUAAAGACGAAAUAAUUGACCAUAUAUCAGAUCUAAUUGUGAAGGGGGGUGAAGCCAGUUCUUCCCCUUCUACUACCUUUCCAGCAGUACUGAAAAAAAAGGAUGAUAGGAAAAAAAAUAAGUGCAUAAAAGAAAACGUGCAUAGUAUGUCUAUCAUUAUUUAUGUUAGCAUUAAAAGAAAAUGGAAAAAUAAAUUUCUGUAUAUUUUGUCAAAUUAUUUGCUAUUGAAAUAUAUAAAUUUUAUAAAUUUAUUUGACUUAUGUAAUAUAUUUGACCUAAUUAUAUUUGAUACCAAAAUUUCAAGGAAAAAUUUUGAUAUUCUUUUUGAAAGAAUAAAAUAUUUAGUUUCAAAAGAAACUAAUAGCAAAACAUUUGCAAUUUUUUGUAUAAGCAUUAUGAGACAUAAAGAGGAUUUAAAAAAUCAUUUUAAUGAUAUUAUUAUUUCUAUAUAUAAAAUUAUAUUAAAUAAAAAAAAAUGUGAAAAGUUGUUUUAUCGGGAAAAUACAGUAAUUUUAGCUAAUAUAACAAAUUUUUUAGAAGAUCAAAAAAUUAGUUCCUUAUUUUAUUUAUAUUAUUUAACGAAGUUUACUAAUUUUUUAAAAUUCUUAAUUUUGCAGAAUAAAACGAAUAACCAUAAUUUAUUUUUAAGUGUAAUUGAUACGUAUGAUAUCCUUAGAACUUUUAUAAACAUUUUCAAAAUUUUCCAAAAAAAUAAAUAUUUUCAUCUAUCUCAAAAAAAAAAAAAAGUUUUUAUUAAUUUUAAUUUGUUACUGAGUUGUAUGCUUUAUUUUUUGAAAUAUGUAUGCUUUAAAAAUAUAACAGCACAAGAUAACUGUCUGUUAAAUAAUUCUUCACUUACUACUAUGAACGAUUUGAAGAAAAUAAAAAUAUUAAAUAGAACAUGUUAUCUUUUAAAUUUAUUACUUCAUCUUAUUAAAAAAAUGCGUAUGGACAACAUUAUUGAAGACUCAAAUGCACAACUGUCUUACGAAAUUUUUAGCUAUUUUAAAAAUAGUAUAUAUAAAAAUUAUCAGCAUAUCCUUUUUAGUAGUGGGAACAGUAAUAAAAAUCAUGUAAAUCAUAUUUUAAGUUUUAUAUUCAUUAUUAGCAAUGGAAGUUAUAUAAAGUGA